ACUCCGGAAUGACCUGCAAAGCCUCGAGGUGGACCUCGGGGUAGACACUCCGAUGCUUAAGUCAGCAAUAAUCGGGGUUACCUCUAGAGCGGAGAUAAAAGGAGCUUAGGAGUUUGAGAAAAUGUCAUCAGAAAGAACACAAAGUAUAGUAGGGAGUGAGGUGGAGCCCCUGGACUAUGGGGGCAUGGACAUUGAGAGUAGUCCAUCUCCGUCUAGUUCGGAGAAAGCGGUGGAGGGGGUGAGAGGAGAUGAGAUGGUGGAAGUUAGGGGAGGAGAGGUGGUAGAGGUGGGGAGGAAUGAGGGAGGAGGGGUUGAGGUAGAUAGCAUACCCUUCACCGUAGUAGAAGUAGAAGGUAAUGGGGAAAGAGGUUAUGAUAGGAAUGCAGAGAUAGUGGAGGAAGUGAAGCAGUACCGCUCUGAACUAAGGACCAGGGAUGACCUGUGUCACUUAGUAGAAACGUACGAGAUCUCUUCUCGGGUAUUAGUUAGGCCAGCUGGGGUAGAGGAGAGGGCGUGCUCUGCUCCUCAGGAUCACUGGAUGCCUAUGUAUUCCCACUAUUUGAUAGCGGGACUCAGGUUUCCACUUCCUGAGUUGCUAAUAGGGGAUGCCGAGGUGAGGGCAUUAGCCUCCUGGAAGGCCAAAAGGGCCAACCAGAAUAAGUUUAGCUUAAAUGAGGAUGAGGAGGAAGAACUGGGGAGGUUGGUGAGGAAGAGGGGGGAUGUGUUGGAUAUCAUGGAUCUCACCAGCGCAGCAUGCAUAGAGGCUGCUGAGCUCUAUGGGCCAAGCGCUCUGAGUGAAGCUGACAUGAAUCAAUUUUUGAAUACUGCUGGAGGGAAGGCCAUCCCCAAGAAGCCAAGGAAGAAGUCAAGGACUUUAACUAAGCAAGUGGAUGAGGGGAGAGUUGAGAGGGAGGUAAUGCCCUUGGCUUCAGUUGAGACGGAGGACGAUGUGCCACCGUUGAAGAGGAAGGGUUGGGAGGAGAGGAGGGCAGCGGAGAAGAAGCAGAGGGUGGUGGAGGAGGAGAGGGGGAAUGAAGUUCCUGAGUUCGUACCUCAGCCUCUUCCUGUUGAGCUGAACCCUGAGCUUAGACGGUUGGAGGAGGGGGCUGAGGUACGAGCUCCUGGCAAGGGAAAGGGCCCCAUUCCCCCGCUGGGGCCUCAGAGCAGCCUGUUCGAGGCGAAGAACAUAACGGGGGCGAGGUGGUUCAUCAACAACACCUUCCCCGAAGUGGAACGAAGCUACGCGCGGGAGGAAGCUCUGAGGCAUGGUGGAGCGUCUGUGGUGAGGCACGCUCUAGAGGAAUUCAGGGAGAGCCUGAAGGAGCGAGCACUCUUGCAGAGGCAGUAUGACCAGCUGCAGAAGGAGAAGGAGGAGCUGGAGAAAAAAAACAAAGAACUGCAAGAGUCUCUAGAUGAGGUGGUUCCAACUGUGAAGCAGUUGGAACAGGAGAGGUCGUCCCUGGGCACCAAGCUCGGCUUUGAAGAGACCAAGCGAAAGAUCUCUGAAAGCGAGCGUGAAGCUCUGGCACAAGAAUUAAAGCUAACGAAGGAGGCUUUCUUGGAGCUGAAGGGGAAUGUGCAGACCCUAGUGCACAAUGGGAUGAAGGAGCACAUCGGCAACUUCAUCAGCUCCAGCUCGUUUGACAACAUCGUCAACUUAUACCGGCUGCCUACUGCCAUCAUCGCAUUCACGGACUGCAGGAAGAAGGUGAAGGCUGAAUAUCCCGAAGUGGAUAUUACGAAGAUCACCUUCGGAGAGCAAGAAGAAGGAGUGGAGGAAGAUGGUGAAAGCAUGUCAGCAGAUUUCUGUCCUCAGAUCAAACUGAGGUGGGAGGAUGAUGUAAACAGACGUGCUGUUUUCCCUCCACAGCUCGACUUCGAGUUCGUGGCAGUGGAGGAUGAAGGGGCAGAGGUAGAGGGAGACGAGAUGGAGGCAAGAGUGGAGGAAGCUGAAGUGGGUGAGAGCCAACCCGCUCCAGAAGUGGAGAUUCAUCCAGUUCCCUCCGACGAUGAGCAGCCUCCUCUGCCAGACGAGCAGCAGCCAAGAUAGCCACCUCUUCCAACCGAAGAGGAGCCAGUGGAGCCACCUCCUCCAGCGGAGAACUAAUUUUGAUUUGUUGUUUUUUUAAUUUUUUGUAGAACAUUUAAACAGUUUGUAACACUUUUAUUAUGUUUAAUGAAAUUAUGUAUUUGUU
Molecule: messenger RNA, 2195 nt
Organism: Rubroshorea leprosula
Lineage: Eukaryota; Viridiplantae; Streptophyta; Magnoliopsida; Malvales; Dipterocarpaceae
Source: the annotation of a GenBank genome assembly